This is a messenger RNA of Camelus dromedarius (Arabian camel), 3306 nucleotides long. RefSeq names its product 5-hydroxytryptamine receptor 7 (gene HTR7). Bases 229 to 1539 code for a protein of 436 amino acids. NCBI's taxonomy places the organism in Eukaryota, Metazoa, Chordata, Mammalia, Artiodactyla, Camelidae. Gene Ontology annotation, cellular component: dendrite; plasma membrane. Gene Ontology annotation, molecular function: neurotransmitter receptor activity; G protein-coupled serotonin receptor activity. The transcript has 3 exons. Gene Ontology annotation, biological process: smooth muscle contraction; vasoconstriction; G protein-coupled receptor signaling pathway, coupled to cyclic nucleotide second messenger. The record is from RefSeq and is a predicted model, not a curated record.
UCCCGCAGGGAGUCCCCGGGCGGCCGCGCUCCCGCGUCGCCCGCUGCGGCUGGGGGACCCGGACUUGUGGGGCCGCAAGGCCGAGCCGGGGCGCCCCCCAGCGGCCGGCACGGGCCCCAUGGCUGAGCUGAGAGGAGCGGAACCGGCGAGGUGAAGCCCCCGGGCCGGCAGCAGCCGGAGCGCGUGGCGCGGGCGCCGACUCCAUGGGCAGCGGCGCACAGCGGCACGAUGAUGGACGUUAACAGCAGCGGCCGCCCAGACCUCUACGGGCACCUCCGCACCUUUCUCCUGCCAGAGCUGGGGCGCAGGCUGCCGGACCUCAGCCCCGACGGCGCCGGCCCGGUCGCGGGUUCCUGGGCGCCGCACCUGCUGCACGGGGUCCCCGAGGUGACGGCCAACCCUGUGCCCACCUGGGACGCACCCCCAGACAAUGUCUCCGGCUGCGGGGAGCAGAUCAACUACGGCAGAGCCGAGAAAGUUGUGAUCGGCUCCAUCCUGACGCUGAUCACGCUGCUGACGAUCGCCGGCAACUGCUUGGUGGUGAUCUCGGUGUGCUUCGUCAAGAAGCUCCGCCAGCCCUCCAACUACCUGAUCGUGUCCCUGGCGCUGGCCGACCUCUCGGUGGCCGUGGCGGUCAUGCCCUUCGUCAGCGUCACCGACCUUAUCGGGGGCAAGUGGAUCUUUGGCCACUUCUUUUGCAACGUCUUUAUCGCUAUGGACGUCAUGUGCUGUACGGCCUCGAUCAUGACCCUGUGCGUGAUCAGCAUCGACAGGUACCUGGGGAUCACAAGGCCGCUGACGUACCCGGUGAGACAGAACGGGAAAUGCAUGGCCAAGAUGAUCCUCUCCGUUUGGCUCCUCUCUGCCUCUAUCACUUUACCGCCACUCUUCGGCUGGGCGCAGAACAUCAACGAUGGCAAGGUGUGCUUGAUCAGCCAGGAUUUUGGCUACACAAUUUACUCCACCGCUGUGGCAUUUUACAUCCCCAUGUCUGUCAUGCUUUUCAUGUACUACCAGAUUUACAAGGCAGCCAGAAAGAGCGCUGCCAAGCACAAGUUCCCCGGCUUCCCUCCUCGUCUGGAGGAGCCAGACAGCGUCAUCGCCCUGAACGGCAUGGUAAAGCUCCAGAAGGAGGUGGAGGAAUGUGCAAACCUUUCGAGACUCCUCAAGCACGAACGGAAAAACAUCUCCAUCUUUAAGCGGGAACAGAAGGCAGCUACCACCUUGGGGAUCAUUGUCGGAGCCUUCACUGUGUGCUGGCUGCCAUUUUUCCUCCUCUCGACAGCCAGACCCUUCAUCUGUGGCACUGCCUGCAGCUGCAUCCCGCUGUGGGUGGAGAGGACAUUUCUGUGGCUGGGCUAUGCAAACUCUCUCAUUAACCCCUUUAUCUAUGCCUUCUUCAACCGGGACCUGAGGACCACCUACCGCAGCCUGCUCCAGUGCCAGUACCGGAAUAUCAACCGGAAGCUCUCGGCUGCAGGCAUGCACGAGGCCCUGAAGCUUGCUGAGAGGCCCGAGAGGCCUGAGCUUGUGCUGUAAGACAGAAUUCUGAGUACUGUAGAAAAAAAAGUCAUGAAUCAUGAACAAAAGUGAAAUAAAAGAGAUGAAAUAAACAAGGGCAAGACAGAGGUGGAAACAGAACAAAGUCAUUUGCCGAGACGUCGGAACGGAAUGCUGCUUCCGGCCUUUUUUGGGAUGGCUAACAUAUGACCAGCAAAGUUUUUCAGCUGUACAAAGUAUAUUACAAGGGAGACGGUGACCUCUCCUUUUCUUCUAUGGAUCAGUGCUGCUGUGUGCACAUGAAAAUAGUUCUCCGUUUCCGAUGGUCCAAUGAGCUCAGCAGUAAGCACACGCACAGAACUGAGUUCCAGAAAGGAAACAGUUUCUGGUGCUUUGCUUCUGUCCAAGUCCAAGUUCUGUGCAAGUGGAAGAAAUUUCCCAUGCGACUUCCCAUGCUUCCGAGUCUGGGCCUUGGGGUGAAUAUUCAGGAAUCAUUCAUGAGACAGAUGUGUUUUGUCAUAGGACAGAAGGGUGUUUUCCCAAGCAAACUGCGGUAAGCCUAGUGCUGAACACAUUGCAUGUCCACGUUAGAAAGCAGAACCCCAUCAUCAGCAAAUACAAGUGAUCUCCCAGAGCCGUGUCUGUUUAAAGCUUCUGUCAGUUUGGCUUUUCCGCAGGGUCCCUGUGACUCCCCCACCAAUGUACUUUCCUUGUUAACUCGCUUCUUGUUACGGUGUAUCUCAGGAACAGAUCUCAGGAUGGAGAGAAUCAUAAAACCUGAAUAAAGCUUUUUCCUGCACUCACUCUUCUUCUGGGGGGCUGGAGGGGUCCGCGAGAGGUGAGGGAGUUUUCCCAGAAUGGAGAGUGAGGGCUACCUCACCGCAUUAUGUAUUAACAUGAUUGUUGGCACUAAACUUUUGAUUGUCAUUGACACCUGGGUGCAUGGGCUGGUCCCUAACUGUGAAUUUUGUUGGGGGGGAGGUGUGGGAAUAAUGGGGUUUCCAUGAAGGGCUGUGAUGCUUCUGAGGAUGGAAUAGCCACCUGUUAAUUCUUGCUGAGCAGUGUUGUAUUGAAUGGAAUUGUGUGAAUUGGAGGUCACCUGGGCCAAUGUUGGGAACAUUCCAGAGGAUUCUGUUCCUCCCAGAGGAUUUGUUCUUGUGUUCUCUGUGUCUUAAAUCAAAUGUGUGCCUGGCCAGUUCUGUUCUCCCCUAUCCCUCUCAGAAGUGGUAGGCAUUAAAGGCAGGUAAGGAACUGGAAAAGGUCCCUUUGUAGAUAGUGUUUUUUUUAAUGGUUCUAUGUAAGAUGUAUGAGCUAAGGAGACAGAAAGACAUAGAUCAGAGGAGAGAACCUCUAAGGGGGGGAAAAAUGAAUGCAAACCUUCAUUUGAUAAAAGAGAACUGAAAGAGAAUAUUAUUUUCCUACAAUAUAUGCAGCUGUUCUCUCAUAGGAUCAUGUGAAAUUUCAACAUGGAUGAUGGAUUUCUUCCAACUUUCACUGACAUUGCUUCUUACCAUACACAGAGAAAGAUCUGCCUUUCUGAAAAAAAGGGGGUGGGGGUAGGGUGGACGCCAUCCUUCCAGACAAAGCUUGUACAAAUUCCUGAACCGCAGAUUUGCUCACAUGACUGUAUAUACUUACAUUCAUAAUUUAAAUGAUGCAUUCUGGUCAGAUACAUGUUGUUAAAUUUGAAAAUGUUUUAUUACAUUACAUCGAAUAAAGUUUAUUUGUAGCUGUAAUAAAGAAACUUCAGUAAUGACUUCUAAAUGAAAGUCUGAUGUUAUAAAUGUCACUCUAUGUAGAAGAGCA